Messenger RNA from Micropterus salmoides (largemouth bass), 2805 nucleotides. RefSeq names its product kelch-like family member 7 (gene klhl7). The transcript has 12 exons. The coding region runs from base 451 to 2286 and encodes 611 amino acids. Gene Ontology annotation, cellular component: Cul3-RING ubiquitin ligase complex. Gene Ontology annotation, biological process: protein ubiquitination. Gene Ontology annotation, molecular function: protein binding. Lineage: Eukaryota; Metazoa; Chordata; Actinopteri; Centrarchiformes; Centrarchidae. The record is from RefSeq and is a predicted model, not a curated record.
GGUCUAAAUGGCAUAGGUUAAUAAAGGUGUUAUGCACUGGAGGUUUAUGUGUAAUGUGUCAAGUUUGCCGGCCGGCAGAGGGUGAACGCGAGUGUGUCCAACCAGAGGAGGAGCCGUAGAAGAAGAGGGAAACCACAACCCUCUCAGCUAAAGACUUCAGGGUUUCAAAACACACUACCCUAACUUGUUUUAGUACCAUUUUAACGCCUGACAGUAAGCUAAUUUUUAUGAGUUUCUCUGUGAGAGUUUUCAAAGAGAAGCUACCGUCAAACUGGCUAGUUUUUAUUUCAUAAAGCCACAACAAGCUGCCGGCUGCCGCUGCUACUAGCAAGCCAACUGUCAGUUGCUGAGCGACAACAAAGAGACUGCGGCUGCACACUGCUGUACACUGGCGGAGCUGCAGGUGUUGUGAUUUAAUUUAACGGAACAGAUUACAUUAAUCGGGCUGACAUGACCGGGGUGGCCUCUCCAGAGAAGGCGUCAAGCUCCAAGAAGAAGAGCGAGAGGAAGUGUGCCACUAAAGAGGAGUACAGACAGCUGUCCAGCAUCAUGGGAGUCAUGAACAACCUGAGGAAACAGGGUACUCUCUGUGAUGUGACCCUGGUAGUUCAGGGGAAACACUUUCCUGCCCACAGAGUAGUGUUGGCUGCUGCCAGCCACUUCUUCAGCCUCAUGUUCACCACCAGAAUGAUGGAGUCGAUGUCCCAUGAGGUGGAGCUCAGGAGUGCUGAGCCUGAGAUCAUUGAGCUGUUGAUUGAAUUUAUCUACACAGCUCGGAUCUCGGUGAACAGCAGUAAUGUCCAGUCUUUGCUGGAUGCAGCCAACCAGUACCAGAUUGAGCCUGUGAAGAAGAUGUGUGUGGAGUUCCUCAAAGGACAAAUUGAUGCAACGAACUGCCUCGGUAUUUCUGCCCUGUCAGACUGUAUGGACUGUCCUGAGCUGAAGGCAGCAGCAGAGGACUUCUUCCAGCUCCACUUCACCGAAGUCUACAAACUGGACGAGUUUCUGCAACUGGACGUUACGGAGCUCACACAUCUACUGCACCAGGACAAACUCACUGUCCGUGCAGAGGCCCAGAUUUAUGAUGCAGCAGUGCGCUGGCUGAAGUACGAUGUGUGUAACAGAAAGCAAUAUAUGGUGGAGGUGUUGGGGUGCGUUCGCUUUCCUCUGGUCUCCAAAACCUUCCUCUCCAAGACUGUGCAGGCUGAGCCCCUCAUCCAGGACAACCCACAGUGCCUCAAGAUGGUCAUCAGUGGGAUGCGCUACCACCUGCUGUCUCUGGAGGAUCGUGAGGAUCUGGGAGAGAGCAGCCGACCGCGACGCAAGAAGCACGACUACCGCAUUGCUCUAUUUGGAGGCUCCCAGCCUCAAUCCUGCCGCUACUUCAACCCCAAGGACUCCACCUGGACAGACAUCCGCUGCCCCUUCGAGAAGCGCCGAGACGCCACAGCUGUCUUCUGGGACAAUGUAGUCUACAUCCUGGGUGGCUCCCAGUUAUUCCCCAUCAAGCGCAUGGACUGCUACAACGUCCUGAAGGACAGCUGGUACUCCAAGCUGGGCCCGCCGACGCCUCGCGACAGCCUGGCUGCCUGCGCCGCCCAGGGCAAGAUCUACACAUCCGGCGGGUCGGAAGUAGGCAGCUCUGCCCUCGACCUUUUUGAAUGCUACGACACAAGAACAGAGUCGUGGCAGGUGAAAACGAGCAUGCUGAUGGCCCGCUGCAGCCACGGCUCAGUGGAGGCCAACGGGCUCAUCUACGUCUGCGGAGGGACGGUGGGCAACAAUGUGUCUGGCAGGGUUCUCAACAACUGUGAGGUUUACGACCCCAGCACACAACAAUGGAGGGAGCUGUGUGGGAUGAGAGAGUCCAGGAAGAACCAUGGGCUGGUGGUGGUCAACAACCGGAUCUAUGCUGUUGGAGGGCAGGGGGCACUGGGUGGACUGGACUCGGUGGAGUACUACGACAUUGCCGGUAACGAGUGGCGUGCUGCUUCAGCAAUGCCGUGGCGGGGUGUAACGGUGAAGUGUGCAGCGGUCGGCGAUGUCAUCUAUGUGCUGGCGGGGUUCCAAGGUGUGGGGCGGCUCGGACACGUCCUGGAGUACCACACUGAUACUGACAGAUGGGUGACUUGCAACAAGGUGCGAGCGUUUCCUGUCACCAGCUGCUUGAUCUGCGUGGUUGACACGUGCGGAGUCAAUGAAGACGAAGACAUGGACCUCAUAGACUCCCACUCACACGCUGCAGCCACUGCCUCUUCAUCUGCCUCCACCUCAUCAUCCUCGUAGGACAAGAGGAAGAUUCGGUGCAUAGUGAAUUGUGACGUUUGAUGAGAGAGGUGUGCGUCCUGUGGACUGUGGAGCUGAUUUACAUGAGUCAAGGCCCGGACAGCUCAUACUCAUGAAUAUUCAUGUCUGUAUUUAGGCAGCAAACUGAUUAUGUUCUUUAAUUAUGUGCAGUAGCCAAAUUCCUCUUUAACUUUUAGCUGUGCCAGAAUUGUAGGUCCUAAUGUUCAAGUGCCAGUGGGACGCUGUCCACAAAUGAUCUGGCAAGGACACUUUUAAUGAGAGAGUGUUGUUAGGUUGGAUAUAAGAAAUCCAAACCCCUCCUCCUAAAAAAGUCUAGUCUAAUUAUUUUAUUUAAAUUUCUUUGUCCUUAUCCUUCUUUCUUUUAAACUUUGUAAUGUUGUUUUUGUAGCUUGUGAAUUACUUGCUGGUACAGACUGUAGAUAUACUGCAUUUAUGCAGUUGGAAGACUUGAUUGUGGUGUGUGUGUGUGUGUGUGUGUGUAUAUAUAUAUAUAUAUAU